UCCACAUCUAUCCGAACUAAAAAUUCCCUCCUUCCCUCCCUCCCUCGUGUUCUGCUCUCAAUUUCACUUUCUCUCUCUACAUUUCUCAGAUCCCCCUCACAAUCUCUAUCUCUCUCUUCAAAUCCAUUACUCUUUUUGAUGUCCGGUGCUCAGGCUUCCAAAAGCCCUGCGGCGGCGGCGGCGGCGGUGGUGCCGAUGAAGCGGCACCUUCUGUUCUCGUCGAUGAAGCCGCCGUUCGUUCCUCACGAGGAUUACCAUCGGUUCUCGUCCUCCUCGAGGGAGACUCACAGAGUCGAUGCCGAUCAGGUUGCUGAAGCUAUUGUUGUGAAAUCUCCGCAAUUGAAGCGGAAGAGUGCAACAGACCAUAAUGAAGUUGUGUCAAGUGACUGGACUAGCAGUCCUGGAUGCACUAAUAUAGCUAACAGCCCCCUGCGGACACCUGUAUCUGGAAAAGGAGGAAGGGUAUAUGGCCGGUCAAAAGCCUCAAAAAGCAACAGAUCUGGGCCUCAGACCCCUCUGUCAAAUUCUGGUUGUCCCUCUCCUCUUACUCCUGCUGGUAACUGCCGUUAUGAUAGCUCCCUAGGGCUUUUGACGAAAAAGUUCAUCAAUCUGAUUAAGCAUGCAGAAGAUGGUAUUCUAGAUUUAAACAAUGCUGCUGACACCUUGGAGGUGCAAAAGAGGCGAAUUUAUGACAUCACUAAUGUCCUUGAAGGAAUUGGUCUUAUUGAGAAGAAGCUCAAGAACAGAAUUCGUUGGAAAGGACUUGAUGCUUUAAGACCAGGGGAGGUUGAUGAUGAUAUUACCAUGUUACAGGCAGAAGUUGAAAAGCUUUCUAUGGAAGAGCGCAGAUUAGAUGAUCGCAUAAGAGAAAUGCAGGAGAGAUUGAGGGAUUUGAGUGAAGAUGAAAACAAUCAAAAGUGGCUUUUUGUGACUGAAGAGGAUAUCAAGGGCCUACCUUGCUUUCAGAAUGAAACUCUAAUAGCAAUCAAAGCUCCUCAUGGGACCACUCUUGAAGUUCCAGAUCCAGAUGAGGCUGUUGACUAUCCACAGAGGAGAUAUAGAAUAAUCCUUCGAAGCACAAUGGGUCCCAUUGAUGUCUACCUUGUAAGCCAAUUUGAGGAGAAGUUUGAGGAGAUGAAUGGUGGUGAGCCAUCCAUGAACUUUCCCAUUGCUUCGAGUUCAGGCUCCAAUGAAAAUCCAGCAACAGAGACGACCACAGGAAGCAUUGGUGUAGAGAUUGAACCACGGGCACAAGACGGUCAUGGAUUGAGCUCUGAUCUGAAUGUUUCACAGGAUUAUGCUGGGGGCAUCAUGAAAAUUGUCCCCUCUGACAUCGAUAAUGAUGCAGAUUACUGGCUCCUAUCAGAUGCAGACGUUAGCAUUACUGACAUGUGGAAGACAGAUGCUGUUGUUGAAUGGGAUGGAGUUGAUAUACUUCACGAGGAGUUUGGAAUGGCUGAUACUGGUACUCCACGGCCACAGACUCCACUGUCUGGUGUUGCUGAUGCUGAUGUUAACAUCACACAAAGGUGAUCUGGGAUUUUGCAAUAUGUUAACUUGAGCAACUAAUGGCUAUCUCAUUAUAACUUGUCAUUGCCAUCAAUUUCUAUUGUGUUGCUAACUCAAUGCUAGAGUUGGGUUUGAAUGAUGGCAAUGGGGUUGCCUAAGAAAUAUACACAAGAGAAGUUUUUUGAGGAAAAUGAGGGCAUUGCAAGGUAGAGGUAACUGCUAUACUGUACAUUUGGUGCCUGUUUGAUUUGGCCGGAUUAUCAGUGGUAUUGGGAUUACAAAUCUGUGGGACUCACUUUCCACCAUUUUGGUUGCAAUUUUAUUGCCCGGAUUUGGUAACCAUUGGACACAAUCCCACAAAAAUGUAGGAUAUUUAGUACGAGUUGGGUUGCAGCAUUUGAGAUGAUAAAGUAAAUGAUGUUUUGGAAUUGUUUUGAUUAUUUUUUAGAUAAUGGUCACUCUUUAUACA
This is a messenger RNA of Camellia sinensis, 1978 nucleotides long. It is a transcript of the gene E2F3, whose product is annotated as E2F transcription factor 3. The record is from RefSeq and is a predicted model, not a curated record. Gene Ontology annotation, cellular component: RNA polymerase II transcription regulator complex. Gene Ontology annotation, biological process: regulation of transcription by RNA polymerase II. Gene Ontology annotation, molecular function: protein dimerization activity; DNA-binding transcription factor activity, RNA polymerase II-specific; RNA polymerase II cis-regulatory region sequence-specific DNA binding. Lineage: Eukaryota; Viridiplantae; Streptophyta; Magnoliopsida; Ericales; Theaceae.